This is a messenger RNA of Caretta caretta (loggerhead turtle), 2626 nucleotides long. Lineage: Eukaryota; Metazoa; Chordata; Testudines; Cheloniidae. The record is from RefSeq and is a predicted model, not a curated record.
AAUAGCUGUCCGGCAGAGGGAUCAGGUUGUUUUCAAUUCUGCAGGAGAAUCCAUCAGUUUCAUUCCGGAAGGAAAAUCCUAGGUGAUUCAGGACAGGAUUUGGUACUGGCUGAGUCUUUCACCACAUAUGGUAAUUUUGCAUUGAAAUGACCUUAUUCUUCUAUCAAGAUUGGAGUGUUCAGGAUCCAGUCUUUGUGGGCCGUGCUUAGAAGUGUUUACACCGUGGACUUUGGAACUGAACUGAGUUCCAGUGAGAGUCGCAGACGUGCAGCCAUGAUUUUGAAGAAGUGGCUUUUGCUGGUGCUGUGGGUUCACAUGAGCUGCUGGGGCUCAGGAUCAUGUGGGAAGGUGCUGGUCUGGCCCGCUGAUGGCAGUCACUGGCUCAACAUAAAACUGGUGCUGGAGGAACUCUCCCUUCGGGGCCACGAUGUGACUGUGCUGAUGCCUUCAGCAAGUUUGCUCGUCGAUUACAAUGAGUCCUCUUCCCCAUUUGACUUUGAGGUCCUGUCGGUGCCCUUUACUAAGCAGACCGUGGAAGCCCUGUUGGAGGACUUCCUGCAUCUGUGGAUGUACCAGCUUCCCCAUCUGUCCUACUGGGAGGGCCUGGUGAAAUUGAUGGAAAGCAUGGCAGUCUUUAUCAAGAUGUCAAAGCAGACCUGUGACAGUGUCGUGCUGAACCCCGGGCUGAUAGCAAAGCUCCGGCAAGCGGGGUUUGAUGUCCUAAUCUCAGACCCUCUUUCUCCGGGCGGUGAGCUGAUAGCAGAGUUGCUUGAAAUCCCUUUUGUCUAUACUUUCCGGUUCUCUGAAGGGAACACAGUGGAGCGGCUGUGUGGGGGGCUUCCAGCCCCACCUUCGUACGUACCUGCCAGCACGGGGAGACUGACGGACAGGAUGUCCUUCAUGGAGAGAUUGGAAAAUAUGCUCUUUUAUGCUCUUCAGGAUGUUCUGUUUCACCAGGUUUUGUGGAGAGAAUGGAGUCAGUACUACAGCGAUGCUUUAGAUGGCAGUCACUGGCUCAACAUAAAACUGGUGCUGGAGGAACUCUCCCUUCGGGGCCAUGAUGUGACUGUGCUGAUGCCUUCAGCAAGUUUGCUCGUCGAUUACAAUGAGUCCUCUUCCCCAUUUGACUUUGAGGUCCUGUCGGUGCCCUUUACUAAGCAGACCGUGGAAGCCCUGUUGGAGGACUUCCUGCAUCUGUGGAUGUACCAGCUUCCCCAUCUGUCCUACUGGAAGAUCAUGUUGAAAAUGAAAGAAUCCAUUGAAGUCUUUAUCAAGAUGUCAAAGCAGACCUGUGACAGUGUCGUGCUGAACCCCGGGCUGAUAGCAAAGCUCCGGCAAGCGGGGUUUGAUGUCCUAAUCUCAGACCCUCUUUCUCCGGGCGGUGAGCUGAUAGCAGAGUUGCUUGAAAUCUCUUUUGUCUAUACUUUCCGGUUCUCUGAAGGGAACACAGUGGAGCGGCUGUGUGGGGGGCUUCCAGCCCCACCUUCGUACGUACCUGCCAGCACGGGGAGACUGACGGACAGGAUGUCCUUCAUGGAGAGAUUGGAAAAUAUGCUCUUUUAUGCUCUUCAGGAUGUUCUGUUUCACCAGGUUUUGUGGAGAGAAUGGAGUCAGUACUACAGCGAUGCUUUAGGAAGGCCCACGACGCUGUGUGAAACGAUGGGCAAAGCAGAGAUGUGGCUGAUCCGAACGUACUGGGAUUUUGAAUUCCCUCGCCCUUUCCUGCCUAACUUUGAGUUUGUUGGGGGACUCCACUGCAAGCCUGCAAAGCCUUUACCUGAGGAAAUGGAAGAGUUUGUCCAGAGUUCAGGGGAACAUGGUAUCGUGGUGUUUUCUUUUGGCUCAAUGAUUUACAACUUAACCGAGGAGAAAAGUAAAAUGGUUGCCUUGGCCCUCAGCCAGGUUCCACAAAAGGUUCUUUGGAGGUACAAAGGGAAGAAACCAGAAACUUUAGGACCCAACACUAGGAUUUAUGACUGGAUACCCCAGAAUGACCUGCUUGGCCACCCCAAGGCCAAAGCCUUUAUUACUCAUGGUGGAACCAACGGGAUCUAUGAAGCUAUCUACCAUGGGAUUCCCAUGGUUGGGAUUCCCUUGUUCGCUGACCAGCCGGAUAACAUUGCUCACAUGAAGGCGAAAGGAAUGGCAGUCGAGCUGGAUUUUAACACAAUGCAAGCCCAGGAUUUAAUUGAUGCAUUGAAUGUGGUCAUUAACAACUCCAGCUAUAAAGAAAAUGCAGUGAGAUUAUCCCAGAUUCACCACGACCAGCCCAUAAAGCCUCUGGACAGAGCUGUCUUCUGGAUCGAAUUUGUCAUGCGCCAUAAAGGGGCAAAGCACUUGAGACCAGCAGCUCACGAGCUCACCUGGUACCAGUAUCACUGCCUGGACGUCCUGGCGUUCUUGCUCACCUGUGCAGCAGCUGCUGUUUUCAUUGCUGUCAAAUGCUGCUUGUUUUGCUGUAAGAAAUGUGGUAGGAUUGUAAAGAAGAAGAAAACGGAGUAGGUUUGCUGUUCCCCUGGGCCUGGUUCAGCUUGUUCGUGGUCCUGUUGAUCUAGGCACAUGCUUGAAGUGAGGUGCAUGCUGAAAUACCAUGCGUAGCCAGGGCCGUGUUCUGGUGAAGUAGUAU